Phytophthora nicotianae INRA-310 is the source of this 824-nucleotide messenger RNA. RefSeq lists its product as hypothetical. Lineage: Eukaryota; Oomycota; Peronosporomycetes; Peronosporales; Peronosporaceae. The coding region runs from base 1 to 819 and encodes 272 amino acids. Gene Ontology annotation, molecular function: carbonate dehydratase activity; zinc ion binding. The record is from RefSeq and is a predicted model, not a curated record. The transcript is spliced from 3 exons.
AUGAUCAGUGUUGUGUCGCGUGUAUUACUAUUGGGUGCGGCUUUAAUCGCUGCCGGUAAAGCUGGAACGGACAAGUGGGGGUACAAGGAGUCAACCGACGAAGAAUUGGGUCCUGCUGACUGGAAGGAAUCCUACCCGACAUGCGGUGGCUCCCACCAGUCCCCGAUCAAUAUCCCAGUGCGUAAACUCUCGCACAACGACUGGGGAAUGGCUCAUGCCCCGCUCAAGUACGGAGGAGACUGCAGCAAGUUCACCCUCAAGAAACUCGAAGAUCUGUACAAGUGGGAGAUCAACGGAGACGAGCACUGCACGGUCAAGUCCAUCAACUUCGAUGAGCGUGAGUACGGACUGGCUCAGUUCCACAUGCACGCGACGUCGGAGCAUGCGCUCGACGACUACCACUACGACGCCGAGAUCCACUUUGUCCACAAGGCAGUGGACGGUAGUGGCAAGAUCCUAGUGACCGGUGUUUUCCUCCACGCUGAGCCGAACAUGGAAGAGAACGCGUUCAUUAAGAACCUCUGGAAGGAUCUCGAGUCGGAAGAGAGCACCUUCAAUCUGAAAGAUGCCGGCAUGAACUACGCUGAGAUGUUGAAUGGUCUGGUGGCUAAGAGCCACCUUUUCAACUACAACGGCAGCUUGACCACUCCACCAUGCAGUGAAGUCGUGGACUGGUGGGUGCUCAACAACCCGAUCUCCAUUUCGUACGACGAGCUUCACCAAUUGAAGAAAGCGUACGGCGAUCUCCCAGCCACCAACGACGCCUCGGACAACCGCCCCACGCAAUCUCUAAACGACCGCGAGAUCAAAUACUACUGAGCUAC